Messenger RNA from Rhizoctonia solani, 576 nucleotides. RefSeq lists its product as uncharacterized. The coding region runs from base 1 to 576 and encodes 191 amino acids. The transcript has 7 exons. Lineage: Eukaryota; Fungi; Basidiomycota; Agaricomycetes; Cantharellales; Ceratobasidiaceae. The record is from RefSeq and is a predicted model, not a curated record.
AUGCCUGAAUUUACACCUAUUCAAGUUGUGGAUCGUUCAAAGGAAAAGGAAUGGCCCCACAAACUCGGAGUCAUGGACUGGGACGACACCAGGAUUGUGUUUACCAAACGCCAGCUAAUUGACUUUUUGAAAUACGUCGGUGUAACCGUCGAUACCAACUUUGCGCAAAUUGCCAAACUUCCACGAUACGCCGAAUUCGGUACCAUCUCCGGCGAAUCGUCGAACGCUGGAGCUAUUCCGGUAGAAACAAGCGCCGCACCAGUCCAGGCCGAGAGCGCUUCGUCAAACCCAGGCGACUCAUCUUGGAAGCCUACUCGUCGCGUUCGCACAGUACCUGGGGGAGUACAGUCCAUCCAGUUGGGAGAUGGUGAUGAGCCUCCCUCGUGGGCAGCACCUUCUGCUAAGGCUACUACCGCUGCUCCUACCGCUGCUCCUGCUGCACCCACUCCUGCCUCACCGGAGCCCGAAUAUCGAGGGGUGGUUGAUAGCGAUGGGCAACCCUUCAAACCGACGCGUCGCGUCCGGACUGCUCCUGGUGGAAAAGACUCCAUUGGCGCGUUUUUGGGUGGAGAGUAG